UGUCUGCAAAGUGCUUCUUUUACUUUGUUGCUGUAAACUAUUUUUUGUAAAAAACAUGCUUCCAGUAAUUUAGCUUUACAUUAUUAGAGGCUAGUUUAGUUGGCACUGAAAAAAAACCCACCCUUGUUCCUGUUUUGUGGGGGAUAAAAAGAGAAGGAAGAGAAUAAAAGAGCAGGCAGUUGGUAGAGGCUUCGCUGAGAAAGAACAGAAGCUGCAGCAGCAGGUGAUCGUCUGUAACGUCUCCAUCAUGAAGCUCCUGAUGCUGUGCGCACUUCUCUGUGUCUUGGCUUUGACCAGAGCUGCUAAAAAAGGCGCAGAUGCACGACUGCAACAACCUGAUGAAGAUGUGUCUCUGCUGGAGAAGAGGUUUCUUUGGUGGUGUCCGACUGGAUGGACUAAGUACAGUGGCCGAUGUUUCCACUUUGUACCACGAACUUUGACUUGGGCUGAGGCUGAGAAAAACUGUCAGGCCAUGGGUGGACAUCUGGCAUCUAUGAGAAACAAGGAAGAGUAUUUUUGGGUCCAGCACAUGAUAGCUACUCAAACCAACAGCUAUCCAGCAACAUGGAUCGGAGCCUCCACUCGUAAAACGGACACCGAUUGGCUCUGGAGUGAUGGAACCAAAUUCACCUUCACCUUCUGGUGUAAGGGAGAACCAAACAAUCAAAAUUCACAGCACUGUGUGCAAAUGAAUUUUUCAGACAACAAAUGCUGGGAUGAUUAUCAGUGUGACGGCCAACGUUCAUCUGUAUGCGUCAAGGGCUCAAAGUUCCUUGGCGGGAAAUAAGACGUGGUUUGAAAAAAAGCCUACAACUGGUGGAUUUCUGUUUUUCUUCCGCUUUUUGUUCAUACUGUUUCACAUGUAGCUUCAGAAGAGACAUUCAGGUACCAGCUGGUUUGUGCCUGGUGGUUUGAACAAAUUCGUUAUCUUCUGCUAUUCUGUCUGACGCAAAAAUAAAAUCUUCACGCAUUAAAACAUGA
Messenger RNA from Betta splendens (Siamese fighting fish), 981 nucleotides. RefSeq names its product type-2 ice-structuring protein-like. Lineage: Eukaryota; Metazoa; Chordata; Actinopteri; Anabantiformes; Osphronemidae. The record is from RefSeq and is a predicted model, not a curated record. Bases 248 to 787 code for a protein of 179 amino acids. The transcript is spliced from 7 exons. Gene Ontology annotation, molecular function: signaling receptor activity.